AGGUCUGACAUUGACCUGCACUAGUGGCUACCAGUGAUCAGCAGUUUCAAGAUGGAUGAGAACCUAUUGAACGAUGUUUUGGAGUGUUCUGUGUGUUUGGUGGAGAUGGAUGGGACAAGCAAAGUGUUGCCAUGCCAGCAUACCUUUUGUAGAAGGUGUUUGGAGGAUAUUGUUGCAGCCCACAAGGAACUCCGUUGCCCAGAAUGUCGUGCUAUUGUCAACUGCAAGGUGGAAGAUCUUCCUCCAAACAUCCUACUUGCACGUCUUUUGGAGAGCAUGAAAGCUGCAAGAUUGAGCAAGAGGAACAAUGAUCUUACAUUAAUGAAGAAGGAGCAAGGGUCAAGCAUUCAAGUUGAGAAGGCUGAGGAUAUUCGAUCAAUUGAAUGGAACAUGAAACGAGAUAGAAUCCUUGCAAGUUUCUCUGCGAAACCUGGACUUACAAUUGGUAUGAACUCUCCUGUUGGUGCACAACCCAUGGAGGAGUUCACUGUUGGACUUGGAAGUGGUACUUCACUUGGAGAGACAGAGACUUCACCUGUUCUUGCAUGUUCCAUGCCACAGCUUGUGAUUCAUCCAUGUGCAAGAGCAAUUGACACAUAUGAAGCAAAUAACCCAUGUGAUCUGAGCUUCAAGAAGGGAGAUAUGAUCACCUUGAAUUGUAAAGUUGAUGCAAUCUGGUACCACGGAAGUUUGGGGAAAAAGCAGGGAUAUUUUCCAGCCACUCAUGUUCAUAUAGUUGUACCUCUACCUCAUAUUGCUUGCACUGCCCUCUAUGAUUUCCAACAAAUUGGAGAUGGAGAUUGUCUUGCUUUCAAGCAAGGUGAUCAAAUUCAAAUUCUUCGAAGAGUGGAUGAAAACUGGGCUGAAGGAAGGAUGGGAAAUCAGACUGGUAUAUUUCCCUUCAUCUUUGUUUCUUUGAACAAAGAGGCCAAGAGAUUCAUGGAGUUCUCUCAAGAGUUUCACAGUGGUCCAUCACGAAGUGUGCCCCCUCUACCUCAGAAAUCAAGCACAAAUCCAUUUAGUGAUGCUUUUGAAUCAAAUCUUCCUGCUUCUUCUAUGAGUCUUGGGACUGUGACCACCACCUCCACUUCCUCAUCAUCAUCAUUACCUUCAUCUCCAUCUACUUCAAACACUGCUGCACUCAGUCCCUUGCCACCACCUCCCUUCUUCAGGCGAUCCAGUCGCCAGGACUCUCAACCAUUUACUACUUGCAUUCAGGAAAAUCAAGAUGAACUUCCACCAAAGAAAAGUGAUUGGAGGAAGAACUCAUUGGCUGAGCUAUUGGGAGUUCAAGACCUUUUGUUGGGAUUGGAAGUUUCUGGUGAUGCUUCAUCCCCAAUAGACGCACAAGGUUCACCAUCAAACUUGCAGGAGACAAAGGAGCAUCAACAAUCUCAGCAGGACUUGGAGGGACAGAGGGUUCCCUUGCCUGUUCCAGCCAAAAAAACCCCUCCACCUCGACCUCCAAAUAGACCAAAACUUCCUCCUCCUACACAGAGGUCUCCCCAGUAUGUUGCAUUAUUUGCAUACAAACCCAACAAGUCUGAUGAGUUAGAACUAGUGAAAGGAGAAAUGUAUCAAGUGACUGAGAAGUGUCAAGAUGGAUGGUAUCGUGGCAUGGCCUCUGGCUCUACAAAAUCCGGUGUUUUCCCUGGGAACUAUGUUCAGCCCCUGUCGUGUCCUUCGGCAUACAACUGUAUAUUAUUACAGCCCUGGUGCUCUCCAGCCAUGAACCAGCCCUACCCUCGUACUAAGGAGCAAGUUCGCCUGCUUCUUCUUUAUGACUUCCGAAUCAAGAAGAAGGCAGCCAAUUCCAUCGCUGACAUCAAUACCGCGUUUGGCCCGGACACUGUGUCCAAGAGCACUGCCUAUGAUUGGUACAGUCGCUUCCAGAAAGGAAAUGAAAGCCUGGAAGACCAGCCAUGCACCGGUCGUCCUUCGGAGUUUGAUAACUCUGCCUUGCAGGAGGCACUGGAGGCCAACAACCGGCAAACAUCGCGAGAGCUUGCGGACUUGCUGGGUGUCUCCCAUACAACUAUCCUUCAUCAUCUGGCUGAGCUUGGCAAGAAGGCAAAGUUGGGGCAAAGAAGUCCAGAGCAUCUGCCAUUGAGGACAGAAGUGGGGGGAGUUGGUGAAGCUGGAGCAGCUGCUGCUCCAAAGUCUCAGAACCAAUCUGCAUCUGGAGCCUUAAGUCACUCUGCUUCUGCACCUUCACUUCCUGCACCACCCACAAUAGGAUCCCUUCGAGCAAGACCUCAUGGUACCAAUUCUCCAUCCCGCCGUGGCAAAAGUGAAACCUUAAUGAAGUCUCUCCUGAAUCCUAAUCCUCAGUUCACCCCACCCAACAUCACCCUUCCAUCAUCCAUGGCUGCCAAGGCUCCCAACAAGAAGAAUUCAGCAGUAGGUAUUGUGAAAAAGGGUAGCGGGAAGUGGGACUUCAAGCUUCGCCCAGCACGAAAGAUUACCCGUCCCACUAAAUCCUUCCUCCUGGUGGAAGAGAAUCCUGGCUUUGAUGAUGACUUUUCUCUUUCAUCUUUUGGUUCACCAGUGCAUGUCAGAUCAGGGUCAUGCCCCAGUCAACUGGAGGACCAAGACAAAAAUGCAACUUCUGCUCAUGCUUUGCCUGUGGCCUCUGGCUCACACUGCAAGGAGAGAACCAAUUUGAUCUUUGCUAACCUAGGGGUAGCACUACCUCCCAGGACUGACCCAGAUGGGACAAGGAAUGAGAAAAUUCAGACUCCAAAACAUCAAGACCAGACCACAGGAUCUGGAAGCGAAGAUGGAAAUGAGAAGAAACCCAAACAGCCUACACCUCUUGUUCGGGAGAGGUUCCGAUGUGUGGUUCCAUAUCCAGCUAGCAGCAAGUAUGAGCUGGACUUGAAGCUUGGUGAUACAGUGUAUGUUCAUAAGAAGCAAGAAGAUGGGUGGUACAAGGGCACCCUCCAGCGCACAGGGAAAGUUGGCCUCUUCCCAGCUAAUUUUGUGGAACCUUGCUCAUGAUACAGUGUUUCUUAGUUGUCCAUAUCUUGUGGGAUGACAUCACAGGCGAUUCUAUGAUCACAUCACAUUCCAGUCCCAUCAGUCAAUUUUCUUCAUCUGGAACCGUGUGCCAGUGACUUACAAGUUAUCAUUUGAAUAUUUCUCCAUGUGCAUAUGCAAGUUUGGUCCUUCUGCACCUAUGCUAUGAGGCUUGGGUGCAUUAUUUAUUCAGAAAAUCAUGGAUCAUAUUUCUCAUAAGCAUAAUUUUUGUCUAAUGCUUCUGUUUUUUUUUUUGCAUCUACUCUCUCAAAGAUUACAUGUAUAGGGACUUAUUUAUUUGGAGAAUCAUAGGCAUGCUUCUCUUGGGCCUAACUUAUCAACUGUGUGUGGAUUUUCCUUUGUCCACUUUUUUUAAUUGCAUGUGAAAAUUCAGCUGAAUUUGAGUCAGAUAGCUAUCUUUUUCAAAUCUGGCUCCAAUACAGUUGACGUUGUUAAUCCUUGCUUCCCAUGGAAUACUGACUCUGCCAUUUUCCCAUAGUGAUACAUCUGUAAGGAAGAGAAAUGAAUUUUUGUGCAUUUUAACUGCUAAGCCUAUGUAUGUGCAUUCAUUCACAUGCAUGUGUGCUUGUGAUAGUCCUCUAUGUGAUACUGGAGGCAGAUGGAGACAAUCUCUUCUGUACAUGCUGUCUGUUGUAACCUUUUUUCAUAUGUGAUCUGAACCAUGCACAUUUAUUGUUGUCUAGCUCACUCCUGACCCCCCUGUCUCUUGCUGUGUCUGUCUUUUGUCCUCACUGUACACCUUGUGUAUUUACAUACUGGUGGCAUCUUCUCAUUUAUAAUUCACAUUUGCAUGUUGCUGAGUCUUAUGCAGCAUAGUUCAGUAGCAACGGCAAUCAUAUAGGGCUGAUAAAAAAAGGAAUUCACUCUGUAUUUUAUUUCUUGCAAGUACUUAAGGAAAGUUCAUUAUACAUCUGUUUUUCAUGGUGAUGGGUGCUGCCUGAUGGACUUAUUGUUCAGUUCUUGAAAUCUUUAAUUGUGAUUGUGUUCAUGUCAUAUUUACCUGUUUUCUAUUCUUUCUCACAAAAAUGCAUGGCACAAUAGUUCACUUUUUAAUCUUGCCAGGCCUUGUGCAAAUUUGAGGCUGCCAAGUCUUAGAAUACUCCAUUGAGUCAUUUUCUCAAACAUGCUCCUAUGAGAGUGAUGAAGAAUGCUUCCAAUUCAUGUGAAAAGUGAGUUUUGUGAUGUUUUGGCUUAUCAAAUGUCAGAAGAAGAAGCAGCAGCAUACGUGCCAUUGCUUCCCCAAGUGCCUUCAAUUUUCUGCUUCUCGUGUCAUAUUUGUAUGUGUCCAGAAUAAUAGUCUC
Messenger RNA from Darwinula stevensoni, 4340 nucleotides. Lineage: Eukaryota; Metazoa; Arthropoda; Ostracoda; Podocopida; Darwinulidae. The record is from the annotation of a GenBank genome assembly.